AUGUCAGGCCUAUCUUUAAGUGAGGAAUUCACACAAGGGCAGCAAUUAUAUACUUCUAUUGAAGAGUCAACUCUUGAUUCAGUUGACUCCGGGUAUCAAAACGACGUAAAGAAGGCGAUUGGCCAUUUCACUAGAUGUGAACACUUGGUAAGAGAAUUGAGCUUGUUUAGUAUUAAUGAAACUGUUGAUGAUAUAAGCACCACUGAUUUGAAGUAUUUAUUGGUCGAAGCUUACCUUGGGGCUCUACAUAUAAAACUUAAUGAAGGAGAUCGACUAGUCUGUCUUGAAAAGGCAAAGCUCUAUCUCGAACAAUUUCUAGAAAAUGUCGAAUUAUAUUCCCUUAUAUCCGAUCAGGAUAAGAAAUACCUUGAAUCCGUGAAAGCACAAGUUACGCGCGAUCCUGCGAGAUCGCGCGAUGAAAAAAUAGCACGAGCGAAGCGGAAGAAGGAAACCGAAAAGGAAUUGAAGACUCUUCAAUCAUUUCUUCAAAACGCCUUAACUGAAGACAAGGACGACCUUGAUCGAAAACAUGUUUUGAAGCUUAUUGAAUUGUUUGUUCAAAAAUCAGUUGAUGAGCUAAAAGCUAUUAUGAACGAAAUUGAAAUGGUGAUCAUAAUGAAAAGGAUGCAAGAGCAAUCACGGAAUGAACAAACAGAUGAUCGAGUCAAUGUUCAUCAACCUCAAAGAGCUACAGGUAGUAAUGGGUCACUGUUGGACAAAGACGGAAAACCUCAGCGCCCGUUUGUUUUGACUUCCAGACGAGAGGAAAUACAAAAUUCUUUAUGGAGACCUCAUUGGCAACUGCCAACCAUGUCCAUCGAAGAGUAUUUAGAGUUAGAGCAGCAGCGAGGAAAUAUUAUCUCUGGCGGAGGUACAAUGCCCGAGAAAGAAGUUGUGGACGAUAUGGAUGAGGCAGCGAUUAAUGCCGAGACGUAUAGGGCUAGAGAAUGGGACGAUUUCAAAGAUACUAAUCCGCGUGGAUGGGGUAACCGUAGAGGAAAAGGCUGA
Messenger RNA from Paraglomus occultum, 1008 nucleotides. The record is from the annotation of a GenBank genome assembly. Lineage: Eukaryota; Fungi; Glomeromycota; Glomeromycetes; Paraglomerales; Paraglomeraceae.